Spea bombifrons (plains spadefoot toad) is the source of this 5172-nucleotide messenger RNA. It is a transcript of the gene LMTK1, whose product is annotated as apoptosis associated tyrosine kinase. The transcript has 14 exons. The record is from RefSeq and is a predicted model, not a curated record. Lineage: Eukaryota; Metazoa; Chordata; Amphibia; Anura; Pelobatidae. Bases 220 to 4479 code for a protein of 1419 amino acids. Gene Ontology annotation, biological process: brain development; peptidyl-tyrosine autophosphorylation. Gene Ontology annotation, molecular function: protein tyrosine kinase activity; ATP binding.
UCUAGAGCUGGAUGAUGAAGCUGAGAUGCUGAGUGUUCUCCAGGGUGCAUCAUAUUUAUAUAUUCCAUGCAAGAGUUACAUUGUAUCACAGUCAAAGGCAGGAUGGAUGGAUGGACCAACUAGCACCCAGACGGGACUCCACUGAGUGAGUUGUCCUGGCCAUCGUCUCUUGCUGUGGUGGCGGUUUCUUUCUCUGGUCUCAUCACGUUCAUAUUCCUCAUGCUGGCCUGUCUGUGCUGCAAGAAGGGGGACAUCGGCUUCAAGGAGCUUGACAAUGUGGAAGGAGAAGACUACACCACCGAAUUUUCUGUCCAGAGCUCUCCAGCCGCACAGAAUGGACCCGAAGUAUAUGUUCUUCCUCUUACAGAAGUUUCAGUCCCGAUGUCCAAACAACCAGGACGAUCAGUCCAGCUUCUCAAAUCCACAGACUUGGGCAGGCAGAGUCUGCUGUACCUGAAAGAAAUUGGGCACGGGUGGUUUGGCAAGGUGCUACUUGGUGAGGUUAAUUCCGGACUUAACAGCACCCAGGUAAUGGUGAAGGAGCUUAAGGUGAGCGCCAGCGUGCAGGAGCAGAUACUUUUCUUAGAAGAGACCCAUCCCUAUAGGGUCCUCCAGCAUGCCAACCUGUUACAGUGCCUGGCACAGUAUGCAGAGAUCACCCCGUACCUAUUGAUCAUGGAGUUUUGCCCACUGGGCGACCUGAAAGGCUACCUCCAGAGCUGCGCCUCCUCCGAGUCUACGGCCCCCGACCCGCUGACGCUGCAGAGGAUGGCUUGCGAGAUUUGCUGUGGGCUCCUGCACUUGCACAAGAAUAAUUACACUCAUAGUGACCUGGCUCUGAGGAACUGCCUGCUGACCGCUGACCUAACAGUAAAAAUCGGGGACUACGGUCUGGCGCAUUCUAAAUAUCGGGAUGAUUACCUUGUGACGUCGGACCAGCUGUGGGUGCCGCUGCGCUGGAUCGCACCGGAGCUCAUCGACGAAGUACAUGGGAACUUACUGGUGGUCGAUCAGACCAAGGCCAGCAACAUCUGGUCUCUCGGAGUUACGCUUUGGGAGCUCUUCGAGCUGGGAAAACAGCCGUACCCCGAAUACUCUGACCGCCAGGUUCUCUGUUAUGUCAUCAAGGAGCAACAGCUCAAACUGCCGAAACCUCAGCUCAAGCAGCUGCACUCGGACCGAUGGUUCGAGGUGAUGCAGUUCUGCUGGCUGCAGCCUGAGCAGAGACCCACAGCUGAAGAGGUGCAUCUUCUGCUUUCAUACCUCAGUGUGAAGGGAGCCAGCGAGCUGGAGGAAGAGUUCGAGAAGCGCUGGAACUCCAUGAAGCCCAAUGGUGGAGCCGGCGGAGGUGGACACCAUGAGGCUGAACUGUCGUCCUACCCGCUGCUGGAGCACUUCUCUUCAGAUGGGUUCCACUCAGAAGGCGACGAUGUGCUGACAGUGACCCAAACUAGCCAAGGGCUUAACUUUGAGUACAAAUGGGAAAGAGGCCGUCACGAUCAGUACCCCUUGAGUCCUGGCGGUCCAUCAUACCAAGAAAUGUACUACACACCAAGCACUGGGGACAAGUUGAGUCUGGGAGUCUCCCCUUCUUGCUAUGAAAACAAAGAGUCAAUAACUAGCUCUCGUUCACUUGAAGUGGUACCCGUUCUAAGUGCGCAGAGUCCAUCGGUUGCAGGAGACUACUACAUCCGCAUAGAAGAGCCUCUGCGACAAGAAGACAGUCCGACUAAUGUGGAGCGUAGUAUAAAAGACAAGGGCGAUUUUGAAAGAGACGAUUCUCGCGAAAAUAGCCCUUCUGUUUCCUUGUCCAUGGAGCCAUUGAUUGGGCAGGCGGUGUACUCUGUUGAAGGCGGUCACUUGCUGCCCAGUCAAGACCAAUUCUAUCAACCUUUGCAAGAGGAUAAGGAAGAAGAGAAGCUGGUUGACAACUUUUUGAGGGAAGAUGCUUGCUCAGCAGCUGAUUUCAUCGACCCUCUUGGUGCUUCCCCAUCUCUGAAGCAGCUGUGCCAGGCCCAUUUGGGCACCGCUAAGGUAGAACUGUUAGAGGGAUUGGCGAGUGAGGAGAGAGAGGAGACAGCCUGUAGAAAUAAUUCGGAUUGUGUCAUUCUAAAAUGUGAAAAUGAAGAAGAAAGUCUGCAAUAUGGUGACUUUCAAGGGGUAGAGGUGCCUGAGGCAAUAUCUCGGCCAGCUUACUUUUCUCCGCAUUGGGCUUCAAAUGUCUCCUCCAACAAUAACAUCUCCAGCUCCCCUCAAUUCUCUGACUCUCACAUGUGGUUUGACCACCGCACUGAGGAGUCCCAAAUGGUGGAAACAGAGACACACGGUUGUGAAUCCUGGCAUAUCAGAGAGUCUGGAGAUGGGGAGAACACCAGACCGGUGGUGGAAGGAAUAGAUGACCAGUUAUCAACUGAUGAAUUGCUUAAGGAACGUUUGCAGAAUGACAGCUUGUCUAUCAGAACGUCUCCAUCUUCAGCUGAAGCAACACAUAGCGAAAUUAGUUCAUCCCAGUUUGACCAUGCAGAUCCUCCCACAGACAACUCACCUUCACUGAGAAAUGAAGUCAAAGACCUGAGUGAGGAAAUGGAUCCACUUGGUGCUACUUUAAUAAGGCUCUGUGAGCCUCCCGUGGAGUCAGAGCCCUUGGACACUCUUGAUAUCUCAGAGGAGGGAGACUCUGUUUCCCUUCAUCAAGGAUUUUGCAAAGAGAAUAAUAUAACAGAUGAACUUAGUGAUUUGUGUCUGUCACCUAGCAAAGAAGAUGACAAAGCAGAGAAGUCGUCUCUAACAGAUUUAUACCAGAUACAGAGUGACACCGAUGACGAGGACGCCAUGGAAGCGACCUCUGGAGUAUUUACCGAUCUCUCCAGUGAGAGGGGCGACAUUGUCCAGUCCAUAAGGUCUUUACAGAAACAGGUAGGGACCCCAGAUUCUUUGGAUUCACUGGAUAUGCCUUCAACUGCCAGCUCCUGUGAAGCUUUCAGUCUCGGAUCCUAUACUUCCUGUGGCCAACACAAAGCUUUGGACAGUGGGUAUGAUACAGAGAACUAUGAGUCCCCUGAAUUUGUACUGAAGGAGCCACAGGAGAGCAGAGAGACUGAGUCUUAUUAUCAGUUGGGUCAGUCCCAGGAACAUGGCUUGGAGGCUGGGGAAUUGCCGAUGUCCCGGUCAGUAAGCAGCGACUUGCAAGGUCUGGAUGCCAAAAACCCUUACAGGGACUCUGCCUACUUCUCGGACUAUGAAUCUUUUAAUAAGGAAGAAGAAGAGGAGGAGGGAAAAGAUCAGGAAGUGAAAGGAGUUCAAGAGGAAUGUCCUAGAGACAAGGAACCCACAAAGCUGGAGAUGGAACUACUAGACUCUGGUUUAGCAGAGAGUUUUGAUGACUGCAAAAACGAACAAGAGAUUGGAGUAACAGUCACCGAGAGCCAUAGCCCAGAAGAUUCAUCAUCUCUUCUACCUUCCACUCCUGUGCCAAAAGAUCAAUCUUUUUUGCAGCCACCCUCUAUAAUACGAGAGGACUCGGUAGAUGAAGGAUUGGGCCUGGAAUCCUUGAAAGAAUCCUCACUCGAUAAACGAUCGCAUGUGCAGCUAACAGCAGAGCCGGUUUCACGCCGCACCUUCACACUGUCCCCUGUUCAGAUGCCCCUGACCAAAGCGUGCGCUGUUAAGCAAGGGGCACCGGGCAUUAUAACUAUCACUACUGGUCUUCAGGCAGAGGAAAAGUUGAUUUCCUCCCACAGGGAGGCACACGGACCUCCUCACCUCUCAAAAUGCCUCUCCCCUCCACUUCUACGGAAGGAAGGAAGGGUUGGGGAGUCCCUGGACGAAGAAGACGAAGAUGAAGAAAGCGAAGACAGCGACGAAUCUGAUGAGGAGCUUCGAUGCUAUAAUAUCCAGGAGCACAGUGAAGAAAGCGAGGAGGAACACAAUGCUAUACCGGUUAUCAUUACAGAAAACGGUAGCUCUGGUCACCUUCGCAGCCUUCUCAAAAUGCCCAGCUUCGUGGCCGAGCCUUUGGCCACCGAACUAGAUCGGAAGAAGAAAGCAGUCUCAUUCUAUGACGACGUCACAGUCUACCUGUUUGAUCAGGAGAGCCCAACAAGGGAGCUGGCAGAACCGGAAUUCCCAGAAGUUCCCACUAACAACGGGCCCAGUGCUUUGCAUCAGGUGGAAGAGCAGAGCCCCAGUAAGAAGCCGACGGACGGACAUGUUUCAGAAGAGAGUGGUGCAUUUGAAUGGGAUGAUGAUGUAGCCAUUAAGCCUGUGAAAUCUUUUGUAACCUCCUUGUCUCCGGCCAUGCUCAGUCCAGAGAUGCCCAGCCUCCCAGUCCCCGUGCCCCUCCAGAAGCCAGCAGUACCGGUCCAGUUCUCCAGAUUUAGCGUGUCUCCCACGUCCUUGUCCCGCUUCUCUAUUACACACGUGGCUGACUCAGACAUGGGAUCUGUGCAAGGAAGCGUGGAAGGAGGGGAACGCGUGUGAAUUAGCGGGAAUAGACUUUGAUCCAGGGCUCAAAUAUGAGUGCCGGAAUGCUCAGGAUUGGACAACAUGCACUGAGAAGUUGGAUGGGUACAUAGGAAAUGGUUUUAUUGAUGUUCUUUGCUGCUGUCCACAAAACCUUUCCGUGACCCUAACCCAGACACGGUCAGUUGUGUGUAUGCGCUGUGUGUGGCUGCAGGUUUGUAUGCUCGUAUUCUUACAUUUUAUCAUGUUAUGGAAUGGUUGCUCGGGGGCCCGGGCUUUGGAUUAUACACUCACAACAAAACCUGUGCUGAUGUAAAAAAAAAAAAAAGUGUGUGUGUGUCUAAUACUGUGCGAUCAAAUGCAAGAUGUAGUACUGUAUGUGUGUAUGUAUCUAUGUGUCAACACAAUGCUGUAUGGUGUGGGUGUGUGUGAUUUAAUGUGUACACAUACAAUGAUCUAUGUAUAUGUAUGUAUCUCGCAUAUCUCCUUUCGGAAGGGUGUCCUUAUCAAGGAAAAAUUAAAAUACAUUUUUUAUGGGUUCUUGUGGCUCCCCAAGGCGCUAGUUUUAUGUUCUCCAGAGGUUUGGUUCACCUCCGGCUUGUGGUUGGACUGGAUCACUGGCCAUUCUCUCGGAAUUGCCAAUAAGUGGAGGAAGCACCUACGUUGUUGCCGUGACACUGUAUCUACGUGUCCUUAACCUCCAGCUUGGAA